AGUACUCAAGUGCUUUGUGUUGGUGUUUGUGUGUUACGAUAUGGUAGAAUGUAGCCUGUUAAUUGAAAGGUAGUGUCACCCCUUUGCCCAGAUAUUUGCCGAUCAAGAGUCACCAUGCCUAUAGGAGGUAACAUGAUGCAGAGCUACAUGGAGCAGCAGCUUGGCAGUCUCCAUGAUGCCAGCGCGCCCUCGGUGACCAGCUACAAGGACAAGGUGUUCUCCUUCCUCAUCGGCACAUUCGUCAUCAGCAUCCUACCUUAUCUACAUAUUGGUGUAUUCCAUUUGUGGAUGUGGGUUCCAGACAAGCCUGUCAUCACAAGAAACAACUGCACGUGCUCCUGCUUCGAUACCGUAAUGAGAGGAGAAUAUGAACAACCAGGCACUACUGGAUACAAGCAUGUGUACUUCAACGCCACCUGGCAGACGUUCCGUAUAUGGAUCUUCACCAUUGUCUUCGUUCUACUGGCGUAUGAGAGCAUCAAGUACCUGAUACCAUUGGUGCGGCGGAGAAAGUUGAGGGCAUCCAUGUUUGCACUGUAUAUUGUUAACAUCUACCCGCACUACUACUCAUGGUGGAGCUACUUCAGCUACUACAACGAGGAUUUCUACACUUACUUCAAGCACCACCUCUGGUUCACCAUCACAGAAAUGAUCACCACUUGUCUCGUUCUCAACCUCUCGGACAUCCGUAAUGAAAUUAUCUCUUGGAAGAUCCUUGCCAUAACCAGUAUCAACGUCAUGCACAUCCUUGUUGGGGGCAUGGACCAGUUUAUUGCUGAUGUCAUUUAUGGACAGGGCAGAAACUUCCACAAGGCCAGAAAUAUUGGACUGAUGAUUCCAGACUGUCUACAUGUCAUCAUUCCCCUCUGGGAGCUGUACAGAUUCGCCAAGCGUAAGGAACUCAAAAUUAACGAGAUCUGCUACAAAGAGGAAAUAUUCCUUUGCAUAUUGUUCAUCUCGAUGGGAACUCUAGUGGGUCGGCUCAUGUAGGGCCGUGGUUUUUGUAUAUUUAAAGCAUUAAAAAACAUGUUGAAAUUCUCAGAUUGCUUCAUGUUCCAUAUUCAUAUUGUGCAUCUCCAUGGGAACCAAAGUGGGUCGGCUCAUAUAGCCAGUGGCUGUUGUAUGUUUACUGCAUUUAAAAACCUAACACAAAAUCUCAGAUUGCUUCAUGUUCUGAUUUAGCCUGCUAGAGUUUAAAGCUGCUUUUGUUAUUCCAAAGACCUUGUCUUCCAAAAAUAAUUCUAUGGAUGCUUAAAAAGCUUCAGUUGUUGUUUAAUAAAACUACGUUUGUUACUGUGACAACUAUUUUGUUUGUACUAAAUAUGUUCAGUUGUGUUUGUGAAUGCACUUGGUGAGGUUGAAAUAUUAUCUUUAUAAACACUAGUGUGUUUCUGUGCUUUACUCAAGAAACCUCACAUGCUAUCACGUAUAUAGAACUACGCAGUUCAUUCUUGCCAUUUUUUUAUUUUAUUCAACCUAUUUCAAUGCAAUUUUCUGUAUUUUGGUCACUAAGAUGUUCCACAGAUUUAGUUACUCUAAAUCUAUUAUGCUAAUGACCGCAUGAAGGCAUAUACCAAUAGUGAUUUCUUCAACUUUUCUUGCGUCUGUCCGUACGAGAUUAACGCAAAAUCACAUGUUUCGUUUGACAUCUUUAAUGUUUCUAAAAAAGGUUUGAUUCUUGCACAGUUGAUGUCUUUGAAUAUAACAGCAUGACCAAAACGACCUUAGUUUGACAUUAACAAUGACCUGCGUUUUUACUAAAACUUAUUCAGAAAGUUCAACGUCUUGGUUAAUUUCAAAUGACGUGUUUUGUCUACCAUCAACACAUCUUGUCACAAAGUUUCGAUACUUGCAUGAAUAUUAUCUAUCAAAACUCUCAACACACCCACAUAACAUAACCUUAUCACCGGAUUAUGACAUUGACAUCGACCUAUUUUUUUACUUUGAUUUAUUUAAACGAGGCCAAUAAAUAAAAACUGUCCAGUUUUCCACGGGCCAUUUGGGUUUAGAGAACUAAACAUCUUUUUCUCAGUGGUUUGUGUAAUUGAACAAAAAUGUUAUUUGUGUAUUUAACUGUCAUCUUUUACAUAUUGAAAUAAAGUGCAGUUGCACACUUCUAUUUCAAACAUCAUUAUUACAAUAAUGGCUAUUUUGAACAUUUCCCAGGGGUCUCUUUCUUUUUUUCCUUAUUUAUUUUACUAAAAUAUGAAUAGUUAAUUCGAACUUCCUGCUUCAAAAUUACAUCUAUUACUAACUGAAAUUGCGUUGCCAACUGUGUGUUUUGCUAGACUUUUUAAUGAAAUACAAGCUAAUGGCACUGGCAUUUGCAUCAUUCAGCGUCUGAGAGGUGUAAAAAAAAUUUUGAAAGCCAGUAUCGUAGGAAUGGCCUGAGUUAUUUCAUUCUAACUUAAAACACAUAUUCCCAGUAUUAAAAUGACCCCAAUUUUGGUUAAUCCUGUUUGAAAUUAUGACAAAAUUAUUGACCAUUUUACACUUAAAAAUUUAUAUAUGCAAUAGAAAAAGCAGGUUUAAGUUUUAUGGUAAGCAAGUUCCAAAUGAAUGGCUUGAGAGAUUACAUCCAGUCUUAAAACAAAAAUCUUUAUACUACAAUGAACUGAUAGAACUAGAGUUUGGUUAAUCUAGUUAAAAAUUUGUCAAAAUUAAGGGCUGUUUUAUAUUUUUAAAUAUACACAAAUGAGCCAGGUUCAAGUUUUUUGAAAGCUAGUUUCUCCCAAAAUGGCUUGUACAGGAAAAUCCAAAUAACCAAAGGUUUUAUUUGGGUUUUGAAAUUCCUACAGUAGUAUUUUUAAUUGAUUAACACAUUUUAGCUUAUGUGUUAUUUUAUAGCAUACUAACUGCUAACUGUUAAAUGAAUAAGUACAAAAUAAACAUCACCAUUUUAGAUUUUCCAAAUUAGAACUAUUUUGAUGGCCUAAAGAAAUGAAAUAGCGUUGUAAAACUUACUGUAUUAGUUUUUCGUAUAAUUAAUGUUUAAAAUUAAUUUUUCUUAAAAUAUUUUUAAAAUUGAAUGCUAUAUUCUUAAAAAACUCAAAGUCAACAAAAAGUUUACAUAUAAAAUAUUUUGUAAAAUAAAGUUAACCCAUUUAAAAUCAGUGUUCUGUAUAGCAAAAUCCACAAUUUCAAUGCUAGAUGUGGUCUGGUUUCAUAGAUUGUUUGAUAGUUUGACUCGAAUUUGAGUGUAUUUUCAAUUUUUUUAAGUGUAAUAAUUUGGUGCAAUCCACAGUUUACAUGUAUGCUUGUAUGGGGCUGAAAAUAUAUGGGCCUUACUCUUUGAUAAUGGGGUUUAAUGCAUGUGCGUAAAGUGUAGUUCCAGAUUGCAGUCUGCACAGGCUAAUCAGGGGCAGAACUUUCUACUUUUAUUGUAUUUUUCAGUUAAAGGAAGACCCUUCUUGUUGAAAAUCAAUGUAAGGCGGAAUGUGUCGUACCGAUUAGCAUUUGCGGACUGCACAGGCUAAUCUGGGAGGACACUUUACGUACAGUAUAUAAUUGUAUUUUUAAAGUUAAGUUUUGUAUUGUUUUGUUCACGCGUAUAAAUUUAUAGAGUCAAUGUAAAUUUAAUGUUAUUGUAUCUGAAUUAAAUCAGGUAAUUUGUCCCCUACCUGUCUCACCAGAGGGGACUUAUGGUUUGCGCUCUGUGCGUCUGUCUGUGAGUCUGUCUGUCACACUUGCCUGGAUCCUGCGAAAACUUAAGAAGUUCUUCAUAUUUUUUAAUGAAACUUAAAAAAUGGAUAGAUGGCAAUAUGGACAUUAUGCACUUCAUUUCAUUUUGUUCCUACGUCAAAAA
Molecule: messenger RNA, 3805 nt
Organism: Dreissena polymorpha
Lineage: Eukaryota; Metazoa; Mollusca; Bivalvia; Myida; Dreissenidae
Exons: 6
Coding region: 115-990 (291 amino acids)
Source: RefSeq, a predicted model, not a curated record